AGAAAGCAAAGAGGGGAGGAAAGUAAAAGGAGAAAGCAAAGGUAGUGGUUCCAUGCCACGAACGGGGAUGCGAGCUGGUAUCCUCGAAAUUCGUGUCGUGACGAGAAAUUUCAUUCUCUCUCCUCGAUGAACCACGAGAGAAAGAAAGAGGGAGAGAGAGAGAGAGAGAGAGAAAGAGAGAGACAAAAAGAGAGAGAGAGAGAGAAAAAAAGAGAGGAAGAAAGACAGACAGAGAGAGAAAAAAUUUUUCUAAAUAAAAUCAAACGAUAAAUAACUCGUGUUCGUUCAUAAAAUUAAAAGAAAAAGUUAUAUGAGGUUUUAUGAGAGAAAAAAAAAAGCCGCAAGAGUUCGACCGAUCGAAAAUAUCGAGGAAUUCUCGUCGCUGAUGCUGCGACGGUCCAGAAGGAAGAAACGUCGUUGAGAAUGCCUCCUAUCGGAUUACAGAAUCGCGUGUGUACUCGAAGGACCGUGAUCUUGAAGGUGUGCGAUAUAACGAUGUUCGCGUUGUGACGAGCCGUUUACGGGAAGUAUCCUUUUUCACGUGGAAAUUUGAUCUUGUCGGUGUAUACCCUGACCGUAAUUAUUACUACUACUACUUCUACUACUCCUACUACUAUUAUUAUUACUACUACUAUUACUAUUACUAUUACUAUUACUACUAUUACUACUGUUGCUGUUGCUGCUACUGAUACCACUGCUUCUUCUUCUUCUUUUCCUUCUUGACACUCGUGAAUUAACAGCUUGCAGCGGUACCGAGAGUGAAUAUGUUGAGACACAAAGAUCUCGCCAGGAGAUGACAUUCUUUCCUGUGCUCUAACAUUUCUGAUUGGGUCGUCGACCAUCGGCAGAAUGCUGCCGCGUGGACUGCCAUUAACGUUUCUUCUUGUGCAAUUGUCUCAUCAUAUCGUUUGGGCUGCGUUGGAGAACACAAGAAUGUUUGACAAACUGGAAAAUGUCACGCAGACCAUAUCGAGAAUACUCGACGGCUAUGACAUUCGAUUGAGGCCGAAUUUUGGCGGAGAGCCACUAUUAGUUGGCAUGGAUUUAACUAUAGCGAGUUUCGAUGCUAUUUCGGAAGUCAAUAUGGAUUACACUAUAACAAUGUAUUUAAAUCAAUAUUGGAAAGACGAAAGACUCGCCUUUUCGCAAGAGGAGGAAAUCUUGACACUGAGUGGUGAUUUUGCAGAAAAGAUUUGGGUCCCGGAUACUUUCUUUGCCAACGAUAAGAACAGCUUUUUACACGACGUAACUGAACGCAAUAAACUCGUCAGACUCUCCGGCGACGGUUCCAUCACUUAUGGCAUGAGAUUCACAACGACAUUGGCCUGCAUGAUGGAUCUGCACUACUAUCCUCUCGAUUCGCAGAAUUGCACCGUAGAGAUCGAGAGCUACGGUUACACGGUACUCGACGUAGUAAUGUAUUGGAAAGAUACUCCUGUUCGAGGAGUGGAGGAAGCGGAAUUGCCGCAAUUUACAAUAAUCGGUUACGAAACGAACGACCGGAAAGAGAAAUUGGCUACCGGUAUUUAUCAAAGGUUAUCGCUCAGCUUUAAACUCCAACGGAAUAUCGGUUACUUCGUGUUCCAGACCUAUCUUCCGAGCAUACUCAUCGUAAUGCUCAGUUGGGUCAGCUUCUGGAUCAAUCACGAAGCGACCAGCGCGAGAGUGGCCUUGGGUAUCACGACUGUUCUCACGAUGACCACAAUUUCAACUGGUGUGAGAAGUUCCUUGCCACGAAUCAGUUAUGUCAAAGCUAUCGACAUAUAUCUAGUGAUGUGUUUUGUUUUCGUUUUUGCUGCGUUACUAGAGUACGCGGCAGUCAAUUACACGUAUUGGGGUGCAAGAGCUAAAAAAAAAAGCAAAAAGAAAGAUAACGAGGAACAGAAAGUUCUUACUUCGAAAACUGGAAGCAAAGCUACCUCACCUUUCCCUGGUUCAACUGAUGCUGAUAUUAUUGAGCUGCAGGAUAUAAGAAUGUCGCCAUUGCCAAGCAUUAGAAAUAGAUCAGGUUUGAUCAGUGGUUCUUCGACACCUGGUCUUGGAAAACAUCAUGAUCCAGUCAAAUUUCCACCCAGUUUUCGUAUCUCAAGAACGGUCGCUUAUAAUACACAUGGUAGAAACAGUGGGCUCAGAUAUAGAGGCCCGAAACAAAAUAAACCUAAGGUACUACACGCUAUCCGUAGAGGUGCAUCGGUGUUACGCGUGUCCAUGCCAAAAAUCAAAGACGUUAACGUGAUCGACAAAUACUCGAGAAUCAUAUUUCCUGUCAGUUUCAUGCUGUUCAACGCGAUAUAUUGGAUCUUUUAUUUUGUAUGAAUGAUAUAAAGAAACGCAGAUAUAAAAAAAACAAAUUGAAUUAUCACGAUUUCAUGUGUAUAUACAUACAAAGAGAAAGAUAGAAAAGGAAAGAGAGAGAGAGAGAGAGAGAGAGAGAGAAAGAGAGAAAGAGAAAGAGAGAAAGAGAGAAAGAGAGAGAGGGAGAGAAUGUUUUACUCGUUUAUAUGGGACAUUGUGAGAGAGACAGAGAUGAGAACUGUCUCGGAUUUAUGAGAGAAGCAAUAUAUUGGGAUCGAUUGAUCCGCUCUUCGUACUGAAACUAAUAACUACUAUAACGGAAACAAAAAGGAAAAGAAGGAAAAAAAGAAAAGAAGAAAAAAGAAAAGGAAAGAAAAACAAAAAGAUUGAAAAAAUAUUUUACGAACGUUCGAGUGUCCUCAAUCGAAAGCUGCCAUAAUUACUUAUCAAGUUACGUAAGUGGUGUUAAAGACUUUGAUCGCAAAUAAAUAUUAUUAUAGCUAAAUUCUUAACUAUAAAAUCAUAUGAUCUUUCGAGAGAUAUUACGGAUGAAUGAGGAUACGAUAUUUAAACGUGAUUAUUAUUAUUAUCAUUAUUAUUAUCGUGAUACAGAUGAAUUAUUAAUUUUAAUCGGAGAAAAUUAUGACGUAAACAAGAAGAAUAUUCAAAUUAAGAACAAAAGAAGAAGAAAAAAAAAGAAAAAAGAUCCAAUAAAAAAAGAAUUUAGAGAUAUACAGAAGUUAUACAAUUCUUUACUGCCAAAUGAAAAUAUCCUUGAGAACGUUCUUACGUAGCAAUAAGAGAAAGAGAGAGAGAGAGAAAGAGAGAUGUAAUUAUCUAAUAUAAACAAAAAAUCUCUUCAUUCAUUUAAAAUUAUAUUGCGUUUAAAGACUAUCUCCGAUUGCAUAUGUACAUACGUAUGUAAGAAUAUAUAUUAUAUCUCUAAAAUAUUGUAUACGAUUACAUUAUACACCUGCUAACGAGGAAGAACGUUCAUUACUUUUUAUUUCGACGAGAUUAAAAUCGAUCAUAGUAUCUAGUGAUCUUUCGCAUUUUAUCUUAAUUUUACAAUCGCUUAGUCUCUAUGUAAAAUAUAAAUCGCUUAGUCUCUAUGUAAGAUAUAAAGAUAAAGAAAGCCAAAAAAUAAUACAUAUACACACAUACAAACACAAAUUAUUCAUGGAAAGUGAUUCGUAGAAAGUAUUCCAAAUAGACUCUACGUAAGAAUGUAAAGACGUAAUGUACAUUAAGUAUUACAAGCCGAUCAUAUGAAUGAAAGAAUUAAAGUAACAAAAGAAAAUAUUAUUUUCAAUAAUUGUACGAACGCGCUAAUAGCAUUUACAUGUUCGAAUUUUUAUUACUAAUUUUAAACAAGAUAUAAUCAAAAACCGAGAAUGCAGAAAUGAAAGAAAUUUUCCAUUAUAUAUGAUUUGUAUUGUUGUUAAUAAUGCCAUCAUGAUUAUUAUCAUGCGCAAUUAAAUUGUAUAAUCUGAUAUAUAUCGUCGCAACGUACUAUUAGUACAUAACGCUGAUUAUUAUUCAUUUAUCAUUUAAUUAUAUUUCGAUUCAAUCUUUUCUUUCCUUUUUUUUUCGUCUUUUUUUUUUUGUUCGAAACAUAUAAUUCUAUUGUAAAAAAAAAUGUACGAACAUUAUGUAGAUUUAAAUAAUCUCAUGCCUGUCUAUGUUUUAUUGUUUUAUCUCGAUCGAAACGAAUUUAUAUAUUUUAACGUGUGACCAAAAAAGACAAAUAAAGAAAACACGUUAUUUCCUUCUAUCGUAACAAAUUCGGGGGACCUCUGAAUUAUAGAUUGUGAAUAAUGUAGUAUAAUAUUAUAUGAUGUAAGAUAUAUACAUAUAAAAAUGGAUAACAAUUGAAGAGGCACAAAUCUCUUAACCUGCAAAUAAAAAGAAAUCUUCUGUACAAAUUA
Messenger RNA from Vespa crabro (European hornet), 4223 nucleotides. It is a transcript of the gene Lcch3, whose product is annotated as gamma-aminobutyric acid receptor subunit beta-like. The record is from RefSeq and is a predicted model, not a curated record. The coding region runs from base 850 to 2316 and encodes 488 amino acids. Lineage: Eukaryota; Metazoa; Arthropoda; Insecta; Hymenoptera; Vespidae. Gene Ontology annotation, biological process: monoatomic ion transmembrane transport; chemical synaptic transmission; regulation of membrane potential. Gene Ontology annotation, cellular component: membrane; synapse; neuron projection. The transcript has 10 exons. Gene Ontology annotation, molecular function: GABA-A receptor activity; extracellular ligand-gated monoatomic ion channel activity; neurotransmitter receptor activity.